UAAUCAAUCCGAAUGGAUUGACCGAUUGACAGAAAUAAACAAUAAUGCAUUUUAGGGAAAUGGGCGGUAAUCGACAUAUAAUUUUAUUAAAUAGAGUAUGUAAAUAUUGCUUUGGGUAAGUUGGUUGUUAGAAUUCAAAUAUCCAUAGAAAAAACAUCAAAUUAAUGAGGUAAAAAUAAAGUACAACGGUAAGGUACAGAGGCCGAAGCGCGGCACGCCGCACGGGUUUAAUUUUGAGUGGCCUAAGCAGAAACGCUUGUUAAACUUGAAGUCAAAUAUGUGUGUACUAUUUUUUACUGAAUGAGGUUGCAGUCGACCGGUGUAAUAUUGAAUAAAACACGUAAGUUUGAAAUACAUGGUGAUCCUAAAUCAAGAUGAAGAAGAUGAGAAUCGCCACAACUCGAGUAGAACUGGAGAGGAAAGUUCUUCAUUUUGCAGUCAGUUCCCGUAUUUUUCUGUUAUUCCUUUCAUUUAUUUCCAACGUGAUGUUACCUGAUCACAAUGCAGGUGUAUUCAUGUUUCCGCCACUUCCCGUGAACAGCAGCGUAGCAGACAAAGCUGUAGAGAGUUUCUUUGGUGGCCUUGCUCGUUGGGAUGCACAGUACUUCUUACACAUUUCCUGUUAUGGAUAUAGUUACGAAAACACUUUAGCUUUCUUCCCCUUUUUUCCUUUGCUUACUAGAAUAUUAGCUUUUUUAUUACAUUAUUCUGUGGGCUUUUUGCUGAACCCAUCAUCAGCAUUGUUAAUUUCAGCUGUCUCUCUAAAUUUGUUCUUCUUUAGCUAUGCCGCUGUUAAACUUUUCAAACUGUCAUGUGUAGUUAUUAAAGACGAAAAGCUAGCAUACAUUUCAGUGCUAUUUUUCUGUAUAAACCCAGCAAGUAUAUUUUUCUCAGCACCUUAUUCGGAGAGCUGUUUUGCUUUCUUCACAUUUUCAGCAAUGUUGUUUUGUGUAGAAAACAAUAAUGAUUUGUUGACAUGUCUUGCUGCCGGACUGUCUGGAUUAACAAGAUCCAAUGGAAUUAUAAAUUUUGGAUUUAUUGCCCAUAAAACUUUUAAGAACAUUUUUACUUUUAUAAAUAAGACAAGAACCGUGUUGUCUGUUAUAAGAUGUGUGCUACUACAGUUAUGUAAGCUUUGUAUUUAUACAAUGAUAUUUUUGAUACCAUUCAUAUUGUUCCAAAGUUAUGCAUACUUUAAGUUUUGUAUAGAGCAAGUGCCUUUGUCAAACAUUUUAAAGAAUUUUGGAGAAACUCAAGGCUUUGUCAUGGCAGGCACACAGAGACCCCCUUGGUGCAACCAUUCUGUUCCUUUAUCGUAUUCAUACGUUCAGAAUCAUUACUGGAAUGUAGGAUUUUUAAAAUACUACACACUGAAACAAAUUCCAAACUUCCUACUUGCCUUACCUAUUAUAUUUUUAAUUGUCAGCAACAGUUAUUAUUUUCUUGUAGGAAAUAAGAAGGUUAUGAUCUCACUAGGUUUUGGAAAACACGAAUUUGUUAAGUUUAGAGGUAGAUAUAUGAGACCAGAGUUUUUUGUGUUUGUUGUUCAUGCUCUGGCUUUAACGAUAUUCUGCACGUUGUUUAUUCAUGUACAAGUUACCACCAGAAUGAUAGCAUCGUCGUGCCCUGUAUUGUAUUGGUUUGUAGCUUUAAGGUACAAGACUGAACAGGUGAUCUCAAGUCAUUCCAUUUCAAGCAGACUGAAGAAUUUAAAUAAUUCUCAAAAGUACAGUAUGAUUGAGACUCAAAAACAUAUGGAAAGUUUCUGGAAAACUUUUAUUUUUACAGAAAAACCAGCUGAUUCUUGGUCUUAUGCAGUUCAAAUAUAUUUCUAUUCCUAUUUCAUCAUAGGUACAAUGUUAUUUAGUAACUUUUAUCCUUGGACAUAAAUAAAAGUAUUUUGCUACUUGCUUAUAAAUUAAUCACUAAUUUUUACUGCCCAAAUGCAUAUAUUUAACUAUAGGAGUACUAAAAUAAGAUAUUCACAAUUAAAGGCAGAGUAAAACAAUUUGUAGAUUUCAAUUUUUCAGAUAUUACCAAAACUACUGUUUCAGAAGGAUAGUGAUAAGGACAAGAAAACAAUGACAUUAAUUUGUUUUAAACAUUUAUUAUAUACAAUUUAACUAAAGCAAGUAUUUAUAAAAUAUACAUCACAUUAUCGUUUAUAAACAAAACAAUUUUGUGAACAAGACGACUAGUUAACAACUAAUAAAAUUAAAGACAACAGAGUUAAGAAUCAACAAACAAGUACAGACUCAUUCAAAGGAUAACAUUUUAACAGUUAAUCUUAUUGCAUGUCACCAUUACAGUGAUGUAACCAUGAAUAUCAUAGUCUCAUGAUAAUAAUUAUUACUAAAUGAACAUUACAAUAUUAUAUUUAUAUUCUUUUGGUUUCUUGUUAGUUUAGAGAUAACUAUUAUGUUCUGUUCAUAUUCUCAAAUAAUGUGUUUACAAUGAAUUAAUAAAAAUGUAUAACGGACUACAAUUGUGUUUCAAUAAAAAUCUGUGCAAUAA
This is a messenger RNA of Homalodisca vitripennis (glassy-winged sharpshooter), 2514 nucleotides long. RefSeq names its product GPI mannosyltransferase 2 (gene PIG-V). The transcript is spliced from 2 exons. Bases 375 to 1889 code for a protein of 504 amino acids. Gene Ontology annotation, biological process: GPI anchor biosynthetic process. Gene Ontology annotation, molecular function: alpha-1,6-mannosyltransferase activity; GPI mannosyltransferase activity. The record is from RefSeq and is a predicted model, not a curated record. NCBI's taxonomy places the organism in Eukaryota, Metazoa, Arthropoda, Insecta, Hemiptera, Cicadellidae. Gene Ontology annotation, cellular component: mannosyltransferase complex; endoplasmic reticulum membrane.